AUGCAUACAAUUGAAAACUUCAGUAAUGUUAUAAUCAGCAUAGCUCAUAUCCCCACUACUGAUACAUUUUGGGUCACGUCAGGAAGUUGUCAUGCUAGAAUAUUCGAUGUUCAAACAGGUGAAGACGUAACAGAAUAUGUUAAUACUUUUAUGAAUUGGGAAAAACGUCCUUAUCAGUUACGUUUGAUCACUUUUUGCCCAGACUUAAAUAUGAUAGUUGGUUCUACAAGUCGUCAGUAUUUAAUAGUCUGGAAGUACAACAGCGAGUCAAGUGCAUUAACACUUAAAACAGAAAGUGGAAUCCAGUGUUUGUGUGCAAGUUACAAACCACCCUUUUCAAUAUUUUCUUCUGGAUCCAAUAAUCAUCUUUCUAGAUGGGAACGUAAAGGUCAAACCCAUUUCUCAUAUGUUCGACAAGAAGAAACGAUACACGAGUCAAUUGAUAAAAAAUUAUCUGAAUGGUUACAAGAGAAAUUACGUACACAAGCUGUACAGACAAAAGAAAUAGAAAAAUUAAAAGCAUCAUUACCCAAAACGUUAUUAUUACCUAAUAAUAAUAAUAAUAUGUAUUCAGCUAAGCGGUCAAUGACUCCCUAUACAUAUCUUCAAAGUAAAUUACCAAUUGGAAUAAAAUCUAGACAAAAUACAGUGGCCAUGAUCAACUGUCAAAACUCAACUGCUUAUAAUACAAAAGAAAUAGUACUUAACAAGAAACGGGCAAAAAAUUUCCUUAGGAUGAUUUAUAUAGACGAACUGGAUUUUGUAGUUGCAGCCUGUGAAGAUGGAGUGGUUUAUGUCCUUGGUUACGAUUUGCAAGCAACUAAAAAAUUCUUAACUGAUGCAUUAUGUAACGAUGAAAAUGAAUCAAGAAGUAAUUUUAAAACACCCAAUGAGAUGAAGUCACAAAGUAAUGUUACAAAAGAUUUCAGGGAAAUAAUUUUAAAUUCACCAAAACUGUUGAAGGUAUUCAAUAAAUUAAGAGGAACUGAUCAAGAAGUGGAAAAUACAGACGCGCAUAAUUGUACAAGUGAAGAUUUGAACCCUGAAAUGAAUAUGCAGUCAAAUCCUUUGAUAACAAUGGCUGAAGAUAAACAGACUUUAGAAUCUGUUAGUCGACAUUUAUUCGGAAUGAAAUGUCGUUAUGUAUUGGUUGAACAUAAAGAUUCAGUAACGUGCCUUUUAUAUAUAGAUUACAAAAUGCAUCCUAUUCACCAAUGGAUUCUGCUUACUUCUGGAUGGGAUCGUUGCAUAUGUAUAUGGAAUUUAAAAUCUGGCAAAUUAAUUGAUAAAUUCCUCGAAACACAAUGCUUGAACCAAAACCCUAGCCAGAAAGCCUCCAAAGGCGCAAUAUUAGACAUGGCAUAUAAUUCUGAAUUUAUAUUCUGUUUGCGAAAAACAGUUAAACUAAACAUAAUCUAACUUGAUAUGGUUUUGAAAAGACUUAUUAAGUUCAAGAAUCUUGUCAAAAGACGUAAGUGAUUUCUUUCUUUGUAUCAUAGUAAAAAUUAAAUUCCAGUUAUGGUUAUCAAAGAUUUCGUAGUUGAUUUGUUCCUUUAGACUGAGCGUUAGUUGGUAAAUGUUUUAAUCUCAAGCUGCACUACUAUUCAU
Molecule: messenger RNA, 1608 nt
Organism: Schistosoma mattheei
Lineage: Eukaryota; Metazoa; Platyhelminthes; Trematoda; Strigeidida; Schistosomatidae
Source: the annotation of a GenBank genome assembly